Molecule: messenger RNA, 1161 nt
Organism: Lycium barbarum (goji berry)
Lineage: Eukaryota; Viridiplantae; Streptophyta; Magnoliopsida; Solanales; Solanaceae
Exons: 1
Coding region: 301-870 (189 amino acids)
Source: RefSeq, a predicted model, not a curated record
AACUCCUUUCCUCCAUCAAAUAUCCCAAACUUAUUAUAUCUCCUUAAUUAGUUCCUACACACACACACUGUGCCCCGAGUAACAAAACUACUUUUUCUUUCCAUUUCUUCUUUACUCGCUAGUGUAUAGAAAUUCUAGUGGAAUUUCCUUCCUAAUCACUUUCUCCAUCAACCGCGUCCCUUACUAUAAUUUUCACAUUGUUUGGUUUUCUUAAUUUCCUUCUAUAAAUAACCCUUCAUUUGUCCCUUCAUCAUAACGCCAAACACAAUCCACCCAAAAGCUAUCCCUCAAUUCUUAGGUAUGGAACAGUGCAAAACUUACAAAAACAGUAACAAACGAACCCUAGACGAGUCGGGUUUGGACUCAGUCUCCGACAUGCCUGAGUCAAAGCGAGUUCACACCGAGCCAAAUGCAAGUGAUGCUGACGUGGACCUUGACUCACCUGAAACCAAGCAAAUCAGAGAAGACAUCCUGGACAUCCUAGACGAGCCUGAAACAGUAACAAAUGAUGUACCAGGAAUUCAAGACCUUGACUCACUAAUUAAGAGUUUUGAAGAAGAGAUCAUUAAUCCACGUCACAACUUCGUUGACCUAACGUCAUCAGAUUAUUCAGGCGAUUCCCAAUCGGACCUCGGCUACCUUCUAGAAGCUUCAGACCAUGAGCUCGGCCUACCGCCCACAUUUGAUGAGAAUACGAUCGGAUUUGAUGACGAGUUACUGAGAUAUGACUCGUUCGACUUAGGGAUGAUUGCCGGAAUCAUGGAUGGAGAUAAUUACCACGGUGAAAAUGACGGUGAUUUUUUUACAGUGGGCGGGUUAUUCGAUUACCCCAAUCAGUCUAAUUUUUCCGAGUCCCUACCGGCUUUGUAGAAAUAUGCGUUUCUUUUCUGUCCAUGAUAGCUUAUAGUUUGUACAUCUUAAAAUUAUAGUUUGGAGGAUCAAAUUAUAUGUGUUAUGAAAUAUAUAGAAUGGAUGUCCACUACACAAAUAUAAUGUCUCUUCCAUUAUCUUCCACCAUCUUAAUGGUUCUUCAACCAUCUUAAUGGUUUUUCCAUUAUCUCAUAUAUUGAAUGCAUAUGUAGCACUAUAAAUAGAGACAUAAGUUUUCAAGACUUGAACACAUUUGGAUGAAUAAGAAAGCUCUCCUCUUUUAUCACUCUA